This is a messenger RNA of Dujonia railenensis, 843 nucleotides long. NCBI's taxonomy places the organism in Eukaryota, Fungi, Ascomycota, Pichiomycetes, Serinales, Debaryomycetaceae. The record is from the annotation of a GenBank genome assembly.
AUGUCUGAUCAAAUUGCUACUCACAAGUUCGCAACGACUUUGUCCCUCAUCUUGUCCGUAUACGGUAAUGUGCGUUAUAUUGUUGGAAAGUCGGCCUUUGGAGGAAAGCACUCAGGAUUCCAUGUUGAUGAUACCCCAUUCACUUCCAACAUCAUUGUCCUUUUCGUCUUUUGGGGAAUCUUGUACUUCUUACAAAUAAGUUUUGUUGCACAAAUCUUUUUCCCUGCUGCAGACAAUUCUGUAAUUACUGGUACCCCUGGUGGAAAUAUCAGUAGACUGGCAGUUACCAAUGUCGUUGGAUGGCACUUUACUGUUUUCAACUUUUUGCAAUUCAUUUGGAACGUUCUUUUCGCCAAUGGACAUUUCUUCCUUUCAGAAUUAGUCUUAAUUAUCAACUUUGUUAAUGUGAUCAUCUUAUACUUCUCUCACAAGACUUAUGGAAUCAAGCCAUUGUCUUCUUGGACACUUAUCCAUUUACCAACUGCAGCUUUCCCAUUGUCAUGGUUAUUAUACGCUGUUUUCUGGAAUGGUGCUGUCUUGUUCCAUGUCCACCAUUUGCUUGGUAGAAUCAUUGCAAACGUUUUGAUUUGGGACUUCCUUAUCAUUCCAGCAUUCUUCUUGUUUGUCUUUAAUGAUUGGGGUGUAGGUUUCUCAUCGACCCUUUUGGUUUUCGGUUUAGCUUUGGGUCAAUUGUUUACCAAGGUCAUUGCUUUCCAAUGGAUCUUUGCUUUUAUUAUUGCUGGUUUAUUACUUGUUUUAAGUAUUGUAACUGCUGUUUCAGGAAGCUUGUAUCACCGCCAGCUCUCAUCUGAUACUGCACCUUUAUUACAAGAGAGUGCGUAA